UUUGCUUCCUAACAAGCAACAGCCAGGGCUGAAAUGGAGCUGCUGGGAAUCACUACCCUUGUUCUUGUGGUUUCUGUGAUUUGCCUCAGCUUCCUUUCAGUGUGGGCAAAAACACACACUGGGGGAAGACUUCCCCCUGGCCCAACUCCACUUCCCAUUAUUGGGAAUAUACUGCAGUUAAACCUGAAGGAUGUCCCUGCAUCUCUUUCCAAGCUGGCUGAAAAGUAUGGGCCUGUUUACACUUUGUACUUUGGAUCCUGGCCUACUGUGGUCCUGCACGGAUAUGAUGUGGUGAAGGAGGCUCUACUCAAUCAAGGUGAUGAAUUCCUUGGGAGAGGACCUCUUCCCAUUGUUGAAGAUAGCCUGAAAGGAUAUGGUCUCAUUUUCACUAAUGGGGAGAGAUGGAAGGUCCUACGACGCUUCUCUCUCAUGACGCUCAGGAACUUUGGGAUGGGGAAGAGAAGCCUGGAAGAGAGGGUGCAGGAGGAAGCCCAGUGCCUUGUGGAGGAGUUGCAACAAAUGGGAGCUCAGCCCUUUGAUCCCACCUUCAUCCUGGCCUGUGCUCCCUGCAACGUGAUCUGCUCCAUCCUCUUCAACGAGCGUUUCCACUACAAGAACAAGACACUCCUCAACCUCAUGGACCUUUUAAAUAAAAAUUUUCACCAAGUCAACUCUAUAUGGUGCCAGAUGUACAAUCUCUGGCCAACAAUUAUGAAGUAUAUACCUGGGAAGCAUAAAGAAGUCCCCCAAAGAAUCGAUGAUAUUAAAAACUUCAUUCUGGAAAAAAUAAAGGAGCAUCAGGGAUCCCUGGAUCCUGCUAACCCUCGGGACUACAUUGACUGUUUCCUCAGCAAGAUUGAGGAGGAGAAGCAUAACCCGAAAUCUGAAUUUGAUCUGGAGAACUUGACAACCUGUGGGUCCAACUUGUUUACAGCAGGCAUCGAGACAACCAGUGUCACCCUGCGAUUCGGGAUUCUGCUCCUGGUGAAGUACCCAGAGGUGCAAGUCAAAAUUCAUGAAGAAAUUGAUCGUGUGAUCGGACGUCACCAGCCCCCCAGCAUGAAGGACAAAGUGAAGCUGCCCUACACCAAUGCCGUGUUGUAUGAGAUUCAAAGAUACAUCACUCUCCUUCCCUCUAGUCUGCCGCAUGCUGUGGUCAAGGACACAAAAUUCAGAGACUAUGUCAUCCCCAAGGGCACCGCCGUUCUCCCGCUACUGUCUUCCGUCUUGUUGGACCAUAAAGAGUUUCCCAACCCAGAGACCUUUGACCCGGGACACUUUCUGGAUAAAAAUGGAUGCUUCAAGAAAACAGACUACUUUGUUCCUUUCUCCCUUGGGAAGCGGUCCUGUGUAGGCGAGAGUUUAGCCCUUAUGGAGCUGUUCCUUUUCUUCACGACCAUUCUGCAAAAGUUUUCCCUCAAGUCUCCAGUGGAGCCCAGGGACCUAGAUAUCAAACCAACAGCUACUGGGAUCAUCAACAUGCCACCACCUUAUAAGCUGUGUCUCGUUCCUAGAUAAGAGUUUAUCCUUCCAAUCAUAUGAACGCAAGUCAUUGGUUCCUUUUACUUACUCGGUCUAGGCCAGAAACACUAUUCAUUAAGGCAAUGUGGGCAUUUUGUUUCAAUCUACAAAUUCCUUGACAUUCAGGUCUGGGUCCUGAAAGCUCCCAGGACACAAUGUGUCUGUGUUCCUCACCUCAUUAUAAAGCAGGCCCCAGCAGAACUGACACCAGGUCCCUGAAGGCCUUCAUUAAACAAUGUCAGCAAGUAGCGGAGCUCCCUCUAGAAUAGCUUUGGAAAUAAACUGAUUGUCACUUUUACAUAGGGAGAUUAAUGCAAUGGCCCACAUACAUCUUCCCACUCUCACUUAACAGCAUUUAUAUGGUUAUGUCACAUUCACAGAAUAAAUUUUCACCCUAACAGUAGA
Phodopus roborovskii (desert hamster) is the source of this 1926-nucleotide messenger RNA. Its product is annotated as cytochrome P450 2C23. Gene Ontology annotation, cellular component: intracellular membrane-bounded organelle; cytoplasm. The transcript is spliced from 9 exons. Gene Ontology annotation, molecular function: heme binding; iron ion binding; oxidoreductase activity, acting on paired donors, with incorporation or reduction of molecular oxygen, reduced flavin or flavoprotein as one donor, and incorporation of one atom of oxygen. The coding region runs from base 34 to 1518 and encodes 494 amino acids. The record is from RefSeq and is a predicted model, not a curated record. Gene Ontology annotation, biological process: xenobiotic metabolic process. Lineage: Eukaryota; Metazoa; Chordata; Mammalia; Rodentia; Cricetidae.